This is a messenger RNA of Scylla paramamosain (green mud crab), 1952 nucleotides long. RefSeq names its product peroxidasin-like. The record is from RefSeq and is a predicted model, not a curated record. The coding region runs from base 205 to 1785 and encodes 526 amino acids. Lineage: Eukaryota; Metazoa; Arthropoda; Malacostraca; Decapoda; Portunidae. The transcript has 8 exons. Gene Ontology annotation, molecular function: peroxidase activity; heme binding. Gene Ontology annotation, biological process: response to oxidative stress.
AUCCCCUUAGGAACCUCAGGAUUUCCCUUACCUGUGGAUAUUGACCCCAUUCCUUCAGGCCCCAGAGAACAGAUCAACCAAGUGACAUCCUUCAUUGAUGGGUCGGUGAUCUACGGGUCCAGCAAGGAGGAGAGUGACGAGCUGCGUGCCUUCUCUGGCGGCCUCCUCAAGGUGCAGCGCGGCCCGGCAAACACCCAGAUCCUCAUGGCCGACACCAACCAGAUUGACUGCAAGACCUCAGGAAGAUUCAAAGCCAGGUCACGCAAGACUCGGGCAGCAGACGGCCAGCUCAAAGACAUCGAGUCAGGUUCCCCAAACAACGUACUGGAUUUGAUGGAGGUUCUGCCUAACACUGACGUCAGCGAUAUCACGGAAAUUCCUAGCGUGUUUGAGCGUGACGACCAGACACUGCCCUGCGACCACACUUUGCGUUUCCGCACAGCUACAGGGUGGUGCAAUAAUCUUAACUUCCCGUCCUUCGGCAAGUCGUUCAGGGCAAAAAGUCGACUCCUACGUCCUUCUUAUGAAAACGGUCUGUCUAAACCUCGCGUCACUUCAGUCACCGGCAAGCCUCUCCCUUCCCCUCGGCUCAUUUCCACCAACAUGCACAACGACGUGUCUGCACCGCAUGUCCGCUAUACCCUAAUGGUCAUGCAGUGGGGCCAGUUUAUUGACCAUGAUAUUAUUUUCACCCCCAUCAACAAAGGUUUCCAAGACUCGAUUCUGGAUUGCCGCAGAUGUGACUCUCCCCAGACAGUCCACCCUGAGUGUUUCCCCAUAGCCAUUCCUCAGAACGAUCCAUUUUUCCCUCCUGUCAAUAUAUCAUCUGGCCAGCCAUUCUGCAUCCCCCUGACCCGCUCCAUGCCAGGCCAGCUGACUCUAGAUUACGAUGCAUACUGCAACCCAACAGUGCUCAAUGAAUUUGGCAUAGCCUUCCGCUUUGGCCACUCUCUACUCAAGCCUUCCCUGGAGCGCAUGGACGGAAUAUUUGCCAAGUGCAACCCUCCUGUCAAGCUGAGCGAACACUUCUUCAACCCAGACCUACUCUACCAGCCUGGGAUGUUUGAUGAGAUCAUCCACGGCCUGACUACUGUGUCCAUGGAGACACUGGACCAGUUCUUGACAGAUGAGGUGACCAACCAUCUCUUUGAAGACAAGCGGCAGCCAUUCUCUGGCCUGGACCUGGCUGCCCUCAACAUCCAGCGAGGCAGAGACCAUGGACUGCAGCCUUACAAUGAGUACAGGGCCCUCUGUAACCUGACCAGGGCGAGGUCGUUUGAUGACCUGCACAGGGAGAUAGCGAGGCCGGUGAUCGAGCGAAUGAAACAGACGUACGCACACGUGGAUGACAUAGAUCUGUUCACUGGUGGAUUGAUUGAGACGCCGCUGCACGGUGGACUGGUCGGUCCCACGUUCGGCUGCAUCCUUGGCAUUCAGUUCAGGAACCUCCGCUGCUGUGACCGGUUCUGGUAUGAGAAUGCUGACCCACUUGUGCGCUUCACCGACCCUCAGCUCACUGAAAUAAGAAAGGUGACACUGGCCAAGCUUCUGUGUGACAACUGUGACAAUGUGGAAAGUGAACAGCGGUCUGUCUUUGACCUUCCAGACCCCUUCCUGAACCCCCGAUUGUCAUGUCGCGACCUCCCCGGGGUGAACCUUGAGCUGUGGAAAGAGGAGCACGAAGAAGAGGAAGACCUACAUAGGAUCAGAUGGAAGGACCAUGUCAAUGAAGACACAAGAGACAAAGGAUUAGAUGAAAGAAUGCCUCAAAGCAGAAACAUCUGAAGAAGACUUUUGUAAAGAGCAAUCCCAAAUAGAAAUUAGGGUGGGAAGAAGCAGCGUUGGCACUCACCACAUUGGUAACAUAGAUGCCCAGGAGUGUUCGUCGUGCUGGCCGUUCCACUAGGAUGGCCAUGAGGCUGCCAAUGAACCCUGGCACAAAGGAGACUGUG